Aphanomyces invadans is the source of this 1206-nucleotide messenger RNA. RefSeq lists its product as hypothetical. The transcript has 4 exons. Bases 1 to 1206 code for a protein of 401 amino acids. Gene Ontology annotation, molecular function: nucleic acid binding. Lineage: Eukaryota; Oomycota; Saprolegniomycetes; Saprolegniales; Verrucalvaceae. The record is from RefSeq and is a predicted model, not a curated record.
AUGAUUCCGGCACCAAUCGCGCCGACGCCAGCACCGACUGCUUCUCGGUCACUCUAUCUCACAGAUGCCCAGCAGACAGACAUAUACCAUCAAUCACGGAAUCACGCAGUGUCGUUCCUCCAAAACUCGCUCAGUGAUCUGCAUGAAUGGGAGUUCAUCUCGGAAAAGAAGAGUGUGCAAUUCUACCGCAAGAAGAGCAAUGACGGCACGACCUACACGAUCAACGGCAUCACACGCAUCGUGGCAGACUUGGACGAGACCAUGCGCACGUUGUACUGCGAAGACACAACAGCACUCAGCGACUUGUUCUCUCAACUUCAUGACGAUGCCUUUGCCGACGGCGCCGUCCUCGCUGCAUUGCCAGCCAAACGCGAUCCUUCCGGCAUCUGCCGCGAGCAAUGUAGCAUCAAGAACUUAUCGUUUCGUCCAUUCAACGCGAUGGACAAAGCGCGCCAGUACACGGUCGUUGACUACUGCACGAUCCGAACGGGCAAGGCCGAGGAAGGCAACUGCGGCGACACCACAGACAACCGCCUCGGCAUCCAACUCAUGUACUCGACGGAUGCAGUGGACCCGACGGCCGCCACUUCCACUCGCCGUCUUGCAUCCUCGUCGUCCCUAGCAACUGCAACUUCCUCCUUUGACGAAUCGAGUGCGAGCCAACUCCUUCCGUCCGGGUUCAUCGUGUACCCCACGGCCAAGAAAGGUGUGCUGGAAGUUAUAUUUUCGUGGUCUGCGCACGACCCGCGCGGCAUCUCUCGCGGCUACAAGAAAAGCAUCCUGAGUCUUGUGGCGAGCGUUGCACGGCUCGAGAACAUUUUUCUGGCGCUGCGGAUCGCCGCCGCCGGGUUCAUCAAGUCGAAGAACUGGUAUGGACGUUUUAAAGCACGGUCCAACUACAUCAAGUCAAUGCUGACGGAGAAGAACAAGGAAAACCACAUGAAGUUUGCACUGAGCUUUCUCUCGCCUUGGUCACAAGGAAACCACGUCUUAAAAAACAUGUACGAUUUCGUUCAUGUCGAUGAAAAAUGGUUCUUUAUGACCAAGGUGAAGAGAAAGUUCUAUGUGUAUGAAGACGAGGAAAUGGCACUGCGGUCAGCGAAGCACAAGAAUCAGAUCAUGAAGGUUAUGUUCUUUGCGGCUGUUGCAAGGCCUCGCUACGAUUACAAGUCAAGGCGUUUUUUUGACGGCAAGUUGGGCAUAUGA